This is a messenger RNA of Canis lupus familiaris (dog), 8044 nucleotides long. RefSeq names its product potassium voltage-gated channel subfamily H member 1 (gene KCNH1). The record is from RefSeq and is a predicted model, not a curated record. Gene Ontology annotation, cellular component: membrane. Gene Ontology annotation, biological process: potassium ion transmembrane transport; regulation of membrane potential. Gene Ontology annotation, molecular function: delayed rectifier potassium channel activity. Lineage: Eukaryota; Metazoa; Chordata; Mammalia; Carnivora; Canidae.
CCCGCGGGGCGCAUGGGGCGCCUGGAGCCGCGAUCGCGCCAGGGCCCGGCGCCCAGCUCGCCGCUGCCGUGAGAAGCCGCCCGGGACGCCCCCUGGACCGCGAGCUGCCGGGAGGAUGACCAUGGCCGGGGGCAGGAGAGGACUGGUGGCCCCGCAGAACACGUUCCUGGAGAACAUCGUCCGGCGCUCCAGUGAUACUAAUUUUGUAUUGGGGAAUGCCCAGAUAGUGGACUGGCCUAUCGUGUACAGCAAUGAUGGAUUUUGCAAGCUGUCUGGCUAUCACAGGGCGGAAGUGAUGCAAAAAAGCAGUACCUGCAGUUUUAUGUAUGGGGAGCUGACUGAUAAAGACACAAUUGAAAAGGUGCGGCAAACGUUUGAGAACUAUGAGAUGAAUUCCUUUGAAAUUUUGAUGUACAAGAAGAACAGGACACCUGUGUGGUUCUUUGUGAAAAUUGCUCCAAUUCGAAAUGAACAGGAUAAAGUGGUUUUAUUUCUUUGCACUUUCAGUGACAUAACAGCUUUCAAACAGCCAAUUGAGGAUGAUUCAUGUAAAGGCUGGGGGAAGUUUGCUCGGCUGACUAGAGCACUGACAAGCAGCAGGGGUGUCCUGCAGCAGCUGGCUCCCAGUGUGCAAAAAGGCGAGAAUGUCCACAAGCACUCCCGCCUGGCUGAGGUUCUGCAGCUGGGCUCAGACAUCCUCCCCCAGUACAAACAAGAGGCACCAAAGACUCCCCCUCACAUCAUCUUACAUUACUGUGUUUUUAAGACCACGUGGGAUUGGAUCAUCUUGAUUUUAACCUUCUACACAGCCAUCCUGGUCCCUUACAAUGUCUCCUUUAAAACCAGGCAGAACAAUGUGGCCUGGCUGGUUGUGGAUAGCAUCGUGGAUGUCAUCUUUUUGGUGGACAUUGUGCUGAAUUUUCAUACUACCUUUGUUGGACCAGCUGGGGAGGUGAUUUCUGACCCCAAACUCAUCCGCAUGAACUACCUGAAGACGUGGUUUGUGAUUGACCUUCUGUCCUGUUUGCCAUAUGAUGUCAUCAACGCUUUUGAGAACGUGGAUGAGGGCAUCAGCAGCUUGUUUAGCUCACUGAAGGUCGUUCGGCUGCUUCGUCUGGGGCGAGUGGCCCGUAAGCUGGACCACUACAUUGAAUACGGAGCUGCUGUGCUGGUCCUGCUGGUGUGUGUGUUUGGGCUAGCUGCUCACUGGAUGGCCUGCAUUUGGUACAGUAUCGGGGACUACGAGAUCUUUGAUGAGGACACCAAGACCAUCCGCAACAACAGCUGGCUCUACCAACUGGCGAUGGACAUUGGCACCCCUUACCAGUUUAACGGGUCUGGCUCAGGGAAGUGGGAAGGUGGUCCCAGCAAGAAUUCCGUCUAUAUCUCCUCGUUGUAUUUCACUAUGACCAGCCUUACCAGCGUGGGCUUUGGCAACAUUGCCCCAUCCACAGACAUCGAGAAAAUCUUUGCGGUGGCCAUCAUGAUGAUUGGCUCUCUUCUGUAUGCCACCAUCUUUGGGAACGUGACGACCAUUUUCCAACAGAUGUAUGCCAACACCAACCGGUACCAUGAGAUGCUCAACAGCGUUCGGGACUUCCUGAAGCUCUACCAGGUGCCAAAGGGCUUGAGUGAGCGAGUCAUGGAUUAUAUCGUGUCCACCUGGUCCAUGUCCAGGGGCAUCGACACAGAGAAGGUUCUGCAGAUCUGCCCCAAGGACAUGAGAGCCGACAUCUGCGUGCACCUGAACCGCAAGGUGUUCAAGGAACACCCAGCUUUCCGGUUGGCCAGCGAUGGCUGCCUGCGGGCUCUGGCCAUGGAGUUUCAGACAGUGCACUGCGCCCCGGGGGACCUUAUCUACCAUGCGGGAGAGAGCGUUGACAGCCUCUGCUUUGUGGUCUCCGGCUCCCUGGAGGUGAUCCAGGAUGAUGAGGUGGUGGCCAUCCUAGGGAAAGGAGACGUGUUUGGAGAUGUGUUCUGGAAGGAAGCCACCCUUGCCCAAUCCUGUGCCAACGUGAGGGCCCUGACCUACUGCGACCUGCAUGUGAUCAAACGGGACGCCCUGCAGAAAGUGCUGGAAUUCUACACGGCCUUUUCUCACUCCUUCUCCAGGAACCUCAUUCUGACCUACAACUUGAGGAAGAGGAUCGUGUUCCGGAAGAUCAGCGACGUGAAGCGGGAGGAGGAGGAGCGCAUGAAGCGCAAGAACGAGGCGCCGCUGAUCCUGCCCCCGGACCACCCGGUGCGCCGACUCUUCCAGCGGUUCCGGCAGCAGAAGGAGGCGCGGCUGGCGGCCGAGCGCGGCGGCCGCGACCCCGACGACCUGGACGUGGAGAGGGGCGGCGGCCCCGAGCGCUUGGCGGCCCCCCACGGCGCGGCCCGGGCCAGCGUGGUCACCGUGCGCGAGAGCCCCGCCACGCCCGUGGCCUUCCCGGCGGCCUGCCCGGCGGCGGUGGCCGAGCUCGGCCGGCUGCACGCGCCCGGGCCGGGGCCGGGGCCGGGGCCGGGGCCGGGGCCGGCCGGGGCCGGGGCCGACUGCGCGCGGCGCAAGGGCUGGGCCCGCCUCAGGGACGCGGGCGGCAGGCCCGAGGACUGGAGCCAGGUGGCCAAGGCCGAGUCCAUGGAGACGCUGCCCGACAGGACCAAGGCGCCCGGAGAGGCCACGCUCAAGAAGACGGACUCGUGCGACAGCGGCAUCACCAAGAGCGACCUGCGCCUGGACAACGCGGGCGAGGCCCGCAGCCCCCAGGACCGGAGCCCCGUGCUGGCCGAGGUCAAGCACUCCUUCUACCCCAUCCCGGAGCAGACGCUGCAGGCCGCCGUCCUGGAGGUGAAGCACGAGCUCAAGGAGGACAUCCAGGCCCUCAACGCCAAGAUGACCACCAUCGAGAAGCAGCUCUCCGAGAUUCUCAGGAUAUUGACUUCCAGGAGAGCCUCCCAGUCUCCCCAGGAGCUCUUCGAAAUAUCGAGGCCCCAGUCCCCUGAAUCAGAGAGAGACAUUUUUGGAGCAAGCUGAGGGGUCUCUUUGGAAGAAAAGAAACAAAACAAAAACAAAAACUGAGAAAAAAAGAAAAGAGUCCAAGACAACCCCGCAGCACCCCCAUCCCCGGCCUAGGCACCCCCCACCCCACCACCACACACACCUGCGUGACCAACAACUUCCAACUUCUCAACCGAAGACCAGAGUGGGACAGUCGCUCAGGCUCCCGCUCCCCGUCUCCUUCCCUGGGAGCCCCCCCACCCCGGCCUGCGAGCCGGCAGCGCUCGCCAACUGUCUGCACGCCUUUGGAAGAGGGGGCAUGCUGUCUAAAGGGUAUCUUCCUUCGUUUUUAAUUUUUUUACUGCCGUGAUAUUUGUAAAAGAUGACAACCACUAGAAAAGAGGAGCAGCUACGUGGGGAUUGGUGGGAGCGCGCCAGGGAACCCCUCCGGUAGCCCCCAGCCCGGGCUCCCUCACCAGGACCCCAAAGACUGCGGUGGGCACAGGGACUUCCCAGCAUUCCUUGUCCUGGUACAGCCCCUACCUGUCCUCACCUUCUAUUUUCCGACAGCUGUCAUUUGUCACAAGCCUGGGACAAGGGGAGCUUGAGAGUCAGGGAGGGUAGAGCCUUGCACCUCUAAUGGCUAAGGCCACAAAGCAGAGAGGUGCCCGGGGCGCCUCCCACUGACACUCGGAGCCGGAAUCCUCAGGUCGCCUCUCCCAAGUGGAAGAGCCGGAGAGGGGCCUUCAGGAAGCAGAGACUCUGGGCUGUGGUCUCAGCCUGCUGUCGUGGGAGAGCCGACAGGGACGGCCCCAGAGGCCUCAGAUAAACCUCUGGCCCCGCUCCAUGCCACUGUCCUCCUCGCAUGGGCCCUUUUGCUUCUUUUCCUUCUCAACCCCUCCCCUAGUGUUCCUGUGGCAUUCCUCAGGGUGUGCAGCGUCAGCAGGAAGGGCGAUGAGCCCAGAGUUGCUUUAUUAGCAAAGACACAGACACACACACACACACACACACACACACACACAACCUCAGAAAAACGAUUGUAGCAAGUCCUAUGUUUCUAUUAGGAUUCUCACUGGGAUUGAUUGCCCUUCAGAAGUUUGUAUUUUGUCCACUGCAUGGGGGUCAUUAUGGGACACUUGGGAUCCAUGCUUGGCCUUAUUUUAAAAUUCACCUCUUUUUCUCUUACUGAAGUCGGUAGGACCUCAAGAGAAACUACCAAGACUGCAGGGCCACGCUUGUACUUGCUCCGGGAACGGCAGACAGAGAAUGAGGCAGCAGGUUCUCAAGCUGUCUCUGUAAGGUGACGGGCAGAGGUGGCCCGGGGGAGGUCUGAGCUCAGAGUGACUGUCACAGAGCCACGUGUGGGCCAUCCAGGCCCCUAUGCCGUGAUGCUUGGGGACACUCCACUGCCUCCUAGUCACCUGGGGUCAGAUUAUCCAUGUGUUUGGGUUCCUUUCAAUGGCAUCUGAGAAAGGAGAGGGGUCUCUCCAGGCCAAGUGGAACUAGCUCAGGUGUGUGCCCUCUGAAGAGCGUCAGGACCCGAAAAAUCGACAGGCAAGGUUGGAAGUUUUACUCUAAAAAUUAGCUUUGGGGGAGAAUCAGGAGUGCAGGGGGUCUGGACUGUGGGUGACAGCAGGGACCCAUCCAGGGCGCUGGCUUUCCGCAUGUGCACGUUGCAGCGCCUCACCCCUGGCACCCGGCAUUGCUUUGUGCACAGCCUGGGUUAAGCGCCCCGGGACUGAAGGGGACCUGCCAGGACGGGACUUGCGCUACCAAAGAUACUCAGCAUUUCUGAAGGCCUCCCAUCUGGGCCCACCUACCCGCCCGCCCCUUUAUUCCUGCUCGGCGGCCACGACAGGUCCCAGGACUGGGCCUUCAGUUGGGUGUGUGCAGAGUGGGGCUGUCCUCUCCUGGCUCCCAGCAUUGGCGCGGAUGGCCCUGGGGAACAGGGCCCAGGAGGUCAAGGGAAGAUUCCUUCCCCGGGGCCCCGUGCGCGGGGCGGCUUCUCACGGGAGGCUUACCGGAGUGGCUCCUGGCUUCCCAAGGCUGCAGCAGGAUUAGAUCCAGCCUCGGAGGGCAGCACGCAAAGAGGAGGAAGUAUAAUGUCCCAAGGCUGAGUGAUGACUCUGGAUAAAGCUUUGAGAGUUUCAGUCUCCUUGAAAAGCUGCCAGCUAGUCCAGAGGCUAUAAAAAUCUGGAACACCAUCUGCCCCAGAAUGUUCUAGCUUGCCAUUCCUUAAAUAUGUUCGUUAGCCCGCUUCUGAAGUUCAGUACUCACUACCUUUAAGUCAGGACAAGGGCCCUACUGACUGACGCCAUCGUCCGGCUUUAGAAGCACCUGCCCAGCUCUCUGCAGGCUUGAUGACAGGCUCCCGUCCAGCCCCCUCCAGGCCAGCUUGGAGGGGCCCCCGUCCCCGCCAGCUCUGCCGGAGGGUACAGGUGUUUAUUAAGAAAUGCCUCCCCAUUGGGGUCUGAGGGGCAAAGACGCUGAUGUGCCAGGCUCGAAAGUCCACACUUGUUUGGGGGGAGAAAGUAAAGCUUCACGGACGUACUCACGGACUGACUCCUAGGAUUGGAAUCGGCCUGAUGCCCAGAAGCCUGGAUGCUGCGAUGGGAACGCGCUCAUCUCGGGGUCGCAGGUCCCACGUGUGCCUGUGGUGACAGACCACAACGUGGCUGUGUGUGCUUUUCGACUUCUCCACUUAAGGAUUUUAGUGACUUGUGCUUUAUUUCCUCUGGAAAAAAAAUUUUUAACGAGCCAAACCUCCUCUCCUUUCACCUUUUUGACAUGCACUUGGCCAUGGGCUGCUUUGUGCUAACUACCUACUCUUGCCUGGAUGCUGCUCUGGCUUCCCGAGCAAGGGCCACAAGCUUCAGAUGCUGACCGAACCUUCCACUGUCUGGUGGCUGAAGAGAGGUUAGGGAACCUCGGAGUCACUAGGUGUUGGACCCAACACUGAGACUUUAGAAGUUAUGCUGAGAGAUAUCUACCUGAGUUAUUUUUUCCUUUUUGAGGGACGGGGACAUGAUGUAUUAUACCAUUGCCCAGUACUUGCUGGUUACUUGAUCUUGUACUUCAAAAGUCUUUACCUCGAAUGUUCCUCGUAGGGAGGCCCCGCUUCCCAGAGAGUGUCCCUCCAGGCUGCCUUGGAGCCGAAGGCCUUGCCCCAGCGCUUGGCUGCUUGUUGAACACGCUCUCCUCUCCCCCACCGAUGGGAAGCGUGGGAGUGAGGGUUGAGUCUGUGAAAUAAGAUGGCCCACGAGAUGGUGCGCUCGUUCUCCGUGGAGGACGAGGACUCGAGCGUGGAGUGCUGCCGGCCCGUGUGCCUGCAAGGGCUCCUCCACCGAGUGUGACAAGGUCCCCCAGGAAGGAAAGGGUGGCAGCUGCCUGGUUGAGAAGCCCUUGUGUCGAUGCCUGCACCUUCACCCAUCCCAUUCUCUCAUGCUCAGCCCCCCUGGCUUGUUUCUAAGACCAUUCCUUAUAUUCACAACCUCAGACUACAUCUGUGUGCAGAGUUUGUGGCCCGUGGUAGGCAACCAGUGGCUUAACACAUCUCUGUUGCUACAACAGCAUGGGCCCCAGUGUUUCAAAGCAGCUCCCAUUUCUUCUUAUCCGAUUCCUGGGCCCCUUCUACCCUCAGCCUUCUAGAUCCUGUGUGCUGUUGCUGGCUGACAUCAGGCCCUGUUCUGGAAUCUUCUUUCAGAAGUGGAGCCAGCAUGGCUCAGAGUAAAAAUGCACUGCACCACUACACCCCACCCCACAAGCCUCCCUUCUCGAAUCCUUCGGUGGUGGGUGAAAGUAACAAGUUAGAAUUCUUAUCCAAGCCUUUGUGGGGACUAAAAGAAUGCCUUUAGAUCCCAGGUGUAGGGAGAGCCUCCUCUCCCCUUGCUGCACUGACCACCAUAUGGCACAUCACUCUCCGGACAAUUUUAGGAGCCCUGGUGGAGAUACAAGUUGCUGAUGUGCAUUUGAUGAAUAGAUUGUACAAUGUUUUGCAAUAAAGAUGUUUAGCCUUAAGACCCUUGAAUGGAACUCCAGCUGUGAUGGAGCUGCCAACACUCCCCCUCCUCCCUCCUCACGUUGUGUUGCUUAAAGAGGAACCCACUGAGGGCACUCUCAGACCCCAGGGUAGCCUUUCCUGUGUCACUAAAUUGUUGUACUGCCUUCUUGCUCGCUUCAAUACAAAUACUUUCACCAGCUCUUGUGCCCUCCAGCUGGGGGGGGAUUUCACUGUCCCCUCAACACCAACCGCAGCCAUCAGAGAAAGCACCAUUUUCUCACAGGAGGUAUUCAUGUUGAGAAGUUUUGAUUUCUACUCACACAGAUCAAAAAAAAUCAAUGUGAAUUUGCAGCUUAGUUUCAAAUGAAACUUCUCAUGCGAGCAAAUCAGACUUACUCUGGAACCUCUAGAACUGGACUCAGAUGCCCCGCAGGUGCCAGACCCGGUGGGUGCCCUCCCUGCCCCACCAUUAAACUUUUCUUAGAGCCAUUGUCUCUGUAUCUGUGACUUUGGAGUCAGUCGACGGAUCUACUAGUUGUUCAAUGAGAAGUUCACGGAUCUUCUAUCAGGAUAUGAACAAUGAGAAAGAUCUUAAGGAAGAUGCAACCCCCCCGCCCCAAUGAAUGUAUUCUCUUAAUAUUCAGACAUUGUAUUUGUGCAUCAUUUGGAGACUGCCCACAUCUGACGUUUCGCCAACGCCGUAAGGACACUUCUACUCCUGAGCAGUUUGUCAAUCUGGGGCUUCUCCUUAUAUUGACACUCUUUCCAUUGAGUCCCGCCAAAUCCUUUAUCGGGUUUUUCUUUUUCCUUCGCAUCUGCCACUUUGUCCAAAUGAGCAUGAAUAGACAGAAGUACAAAUGAACUGAUAGUAUUUUUAUGGUCAGCUGAGGAUGCUGCCAGAAACUCCACUGUAUGUGUGCAGCUUGGGAAUGUUAAGAGGAAUAUGCGGGCCCCUCCAUUGAUGAUAUACCCUUCUCAACAUUUUUAAACAAGCACAAAUGAUAUUUGUAAAAAAAAAAAAGUUUAAUUUUAUUUAUUAUGGUAAUAAACUAUUUUAUACAUGA